AUGGCAACGGCGCCCGCCUCACGUGACCGCUGCCGCCUUCCCCCCCCCGGGCACGUGACGGGGGGCGGGGCAAGAUGGCGGUGUGCGUCGCCGUGAUCGCCAAGGAGAACUACCCCCUCUACAUCCGGAGCAUUCCGACAGAAAACGAGCUGAAGUUCCACUACACGGUGCACACAUCCCUCGAUGUCGUGGAUGAGAAGAUCUCUGCGAUGGGCAAGGCUCUGGUCGAUCAGAGGGAGCUGUACCUGGGGCUCCUCUACCCCACCGAAGACUACAAAGUAUACGGCUACGUGACAAAUUCAAAGGUGAAGUUUGUUAUGGUGGUGGAUUCUUCAAACACAGCACUUCGAGACAAUGAGAUCCGCAGCAUGUUCCGAAAGCUGCAUAAUUCAUACACAGACAUAAUGUGCAACCCUUUUUACAACCCAGGGGACCGUAUCCAUUCCAGGGCUUUUGAUAACAUGGUGAACUCCAUGAUGAUGCAGGUGUGCUGAGGCUCUGCCCAUUCUCAUCCAAGUGUUGAGAACAUUCCCUGUGUACAGGAAUGCGCCCUACAAAGUGAUGUAUAUAUUGUCUUCAUUCUGUGUAAUAAUUUUAAAUCUAUUCUGUGUAAAAUAAACUCGGCACCUGCAA
Messenger RNA from Cygnus olor (mute swan), 633 nucleotides. It is a transcript of the gene TRAPPC2L, whose product is annotated as trafficking protein particle complex subunit 2L. The record is from RefSeq and is a predicted model, not a curated record. Gene Ontology annotation, biological process: endoplasmic reticulum to Golgi vesicle-mediated transport. Gene Ontology annotation, cellular component: cytoplasm; TRAPP complex; nucleus. NCBI's taxonomy places the organism in Eukaryota, Metazoa, Chordata, Aves, Anseriformes, Anatidae. Bases 75 to 494 code for a protein of 139 amino acids. The transcript has 5 exons.